Molecule: messenger RNA, 3420 nt
Organism: Myzus persicae (green peach aphid)
Lineage: Eukaryota; Metazoa; Arthropoda; Insecta; Hemiptera; Aphididae
Product: probable serine/threonine-protein kinase tsuA
Exons: 6
Coding region: 683-2623 (646 amino acids)
Biological process (GO): gliogenesis; regulation of transcription by RNA polymerase II
Cellular component (GO): nucleus
Molecular function (GO): DNA-binding transcription activator activity, RNA polymerase II-specific; RNA polymerase II cis-regulatory region sequence-specific DNA binding
Source: RefSeq, a predicted model, not a curated record
GUGCGACGUGUCGUCGGCGUUGGUGGCGCGGCGGCGGCGGCGGUAACGGAUUAGCGGGGCCGCGUGUGUAACUACCGUUUUAAAAUCGGUGGGUUCGGUCUGCGCUCCCAUUGGCCGACGGGCGUACGGCCCAAAAUGCAAAACCCGAGGGCCGCCGCUGCCGUCGCCGCCGUCGGUUCGGUGUAACUCCCGUCCGGACCAGCAACAGGAUCGACGUCGCCGCCGCCGUCGAUCAGUGAUCGUUUCGCACGCACCGGGUCCGUUUGUCCGUCCGCCCGUGCGCUUGAAGCUCGCCCAUCCACCGGCGUUUUUUUUCUCUCGCCCUGGCGCUAUCAUUUUUUUUUUCGUCCCGUCUUCUCUCGAACCAUUACCACCACCACCACCACCAACGGUCCCGAAGUCGAUUACGAAAACGAUAAAACGACAUUAAAUUUGAAAUUAUAAAAAUAGUAUUUAUCGCAAUCAUUAUUUGAUAACGAUAUCCGACGUAGGUACCCGCCGACGUUUUAUGGGUGUAACGACUCUUUAUGUCUCGUAAAUACCUGAACGUAACAAUAUAAUCACACCGGAACCACUGCCGUCGAAAUCCUACCCGACGACGCAAUAACUAUCGGCCCGGCCGCCGCGGAGAGCAGCACGCUCGAUCUGAGACCGCCGACGAAGGGCAGACCGGACUUCGAUUAUGGUCGUCAUUUUUAAACAAGAAUACGAAAAUCAAAGCAUGAGCAAUGAAUAUAGUUACUCUCGUGGAAGACCUCCUGCAGAAUCUAUUUCUCGAAUUGCAGAUUGGGACAUUAACGAUUCGAUUAUUCCAAGGGUGAGUAACUUCAACUUGUGGGAAGAAUGGGCUGACGGGCAUUGUCGCUUGGUAUACCCACCCAAUUGCGAAGAAGCAAAGAGACACGCUUCUGGAUGGGCAAUGAGAAACACCAACAAUCACAAUGUGCACAUAUUGAAAAAAUCGUGUCUGGGUGUUCUGCUAUGCUCGAGAAGGUGUGUACUUCCUUCGGGAGACACUGUCCACCUAAGACCAGCUAUAUGUGACAAGGCUCGAAAAAAACAACAAGGUAAACCGUGUCCCAAUAGACAGUGUCACGGGCACUUGGAAAUAAUGCCUUGUAGAGGACACUGUGGUUACCCUGUCACACAUUUUUGGAGGCAUACAGAGUAUGCAAUAUUUUUUCAAGCCAAAGGUGUGCACGACCACCUGAGACCUGAAGCCAAGUCUACUUCAGAAGCACGAAGAAGCUUUGGCACCAGCCGCAAGAUACGAAACUGCAUGCUCCUAACUCGUGAUGUUCCUUUUAAUAACAAAGUAUUAAAUUUAAAAAAUCAAAAACAGAAAGCCAUUAGUCAUGGAAAUCGCAAACAGUAUUUAAGUACACAACUAACUCAAGAGCUGAUUUCUGAGAACCGAAGUAUAAACUCCGGCUGCUCGUGUCUUCCGUACUAUUGCGUUUGCAACAACAGCCGCCUGACUGCACCCGGGCCAGAACCCGCGACCGCCAUCCUCCAGCAUCAGCAAACCUCCUACCCAGCCCAACACCACCACCAUCACCACCAUCAUCGUCAUCACCACCACAACAACAACAACAACAACAACAACAACAAUAACAGCAGCAGUAGUAGCAGCAGUGAAGACGAUCAUCAUCACCACCAUCAAGACUGGGCGACGGCGACUGGGCUACAAAACUACCACGUUCUACAACAGCUCCAGUCAGAACCUCCUCCGUCGUUGGCGAUCGUUCAAAACAUGCCCGCUGCUGACUUCGGAUUCGUGACCGGGCCGCAACCGGCGUCGGCCGUCUACUGUCAGCCGAUGCAGCAGCAGCCGACCACCGCCACCGAUGACGACGACUUGUUUCAACUGCAGCGGCCGCCAGGGCAGGACGCGGCCACCGCUUCUUCGGCUUACCACAAGUGUUCGCCGACGACCGUGUUGGACUUGGGCAGCGGUACCAUUCACAGGAGCCCGGGGCAGUGCAGCGGCGACAACGCCGCCGUCGGUUGGCAACACUACCAGCCCGUCGACUACCAUCACCCGGCCACGGUGCACCAACAACACGAUCACCAGCAGCAGCAGCAGCAACAGUGCUUCCAGAUGCAGCAGAGUUGCGACGCCGUCGGCUAUCACCACCCCGUGCAGCAGCUGCAGUACGCCACCAUCAAGACCGAGGAUGGCCAGGAGUCGUUGGAUUUGAUGUACCCGAUGUCGGUGCAGGACGACGUAGAUUACUACGCACAGCUGUCGUCCUGUUCGUCGUCGGCGGACGCGGCGUGCCUCAAGGGCAACGCGGCGGCGGCGGCGGCCGUCAUGCAGAACGACGCGUCCAUGGACUUUAUCGGCGCCGACGGGACGAUGCCGGCCGACGUCUCCGCUUCGCAGCACGUCGUCGACUACACGGUCCUCGAUCCCACCAAACUGCUGUUGACCAACAACAAUUUUUACAUGGACGCUUACUGUGGCGGUGGCGCCGGCACAGAGACUAAUAACAACAACAACAACAACAACAACAACAACAACAACAAUAACGACGACGACCACACAGCCGUGGCCGCGUUCAACGACUUCCAGCUGAACGCCGCCGACAUCCAUUCCUGGUCGCAGGCCAUCAACCAAUGAAUUGGUGAAAUUGGUUCACCAGAUCACCAUUGUACAACUGCACAGUAAAUGAAUACUACAUGCAUAAGUAGUGAUUCGCGCAAAUGGGAAGACUUGCGAGGAAUUUUCAUAUUUUGAACGUUCGUCACGUAGGUGUGUCCCGCUGUAUAUAUGUAUAUAAAAAAAAGGUGUACUUUGUAAUUAAAUUGUUUGAGAGUGUGAAAUUUUGUGAAAUGUUUGUACAAUUAGUAAUUUAAUCAGUAGCGUAUAUUUUUUUUUUCCCCCAUUCCCAAUUUAUUGUUUAUUCAUUUCACUUUCGUUAUAGUUGACGCAUUUAGUCCAAAGGUGAUGGAUUGUUAACAAUUUGAUAAUUCUUGUAGACUUAACGUCUACAGAUUUUACGGGUAAAACGUGUCGUCACAUAAUACGCAGGUAACUACUACGUAACAUAUUAUUUGUAUUUUCCCUACAACAGUCGGAUUAAAAUUGAUUUACUAUUAUUAUUCGUUUGUAAAAUAAGUGUUCUCUUCUAUUUUUUAUUUUUUAUUUUAUACUUUGUAAAAACGCUAAAUGUCUUUUUUUAUUUAGUCUUAUAGUUAUUAUUAUUACAUCGCUUAUUGUUAGUUGAAGAUUCUGAUAGUCAUACGUACAUGGCCGAUUGAGUUUUCUUUCUCGAUGCUUCGACUACGUGUAUCUGUUGGUUGGUUGUUGUAGCGUUUGAUUUUUACGCCAGUCCACGGAACCUCCUCCCAUCCGUGUGAUACUUUAAUAAGUACGAACAGUAAUGUUUAACGCUGCGAAAAGGUAAAAAUUGGAAA